Scheffersomyces coipomensis is the source of this 447-nucleotide messenger RNA. Its product is annotated as cation:proton antiporter. The record is from RefSeq and is a predicted model, not a curated record. NCBI's taxonomy places the organism in Eukaryota, Fungi, Ascomycota, Pichiomycetes, Serinales, Debaryomycetaceae. The transcript has a single exon. Gene Ontology annotation, biological process: proton transmembrane transport. Gene Ontology annotation, molecular function: antiporter activity. Gene Ontology annotation, cellular component: membrane. The coding region runs from base 1 to 447 and encodes 148 amino acids.
AUGACAGGUAAAAUAUUCGGUGGUUUCAUCGCUGCUAAGUUUAAUAAGUUAUUAUGGAGAGAAUCAUUAGCAGUAGGGGUAUUAAUGUCAUGUAAGGGUAUUGUUGAGAUUGUUGUUUUAACCACUGGUUUAAAUGCGGGAAUUAUUUCUCAAAAGGUAUUUUCCAUGUUUAUUGUCAUGGCUGUUGUUACUACAUUUGCUACUACUCCAUUAACAUUAUUGGUAUAUCCGAUUUCAUAUCGUGAAAAGAGAGAUAAAUUCAUUAAAGGUGAAAUCAAAUGGGAUGGAACUCCUAUUCAUCAAAAAGCAAGCGAGGAUGAUGAUUUAUCUACUUCACUUAUGAAUGUGGAUCAAACUCAUCCAAAAACUUUAUCACAAUAUAGUGUUGAUGGAUUAUCGAAGUAUAAAAUCACUAAAUUUGUUUUAUAUAAUAUUUUUAUUUUAUAA